This is a messenger RNA of Penicillium odoratum, 657 nucleotides long. Its product is annotated as histone H1/H5 family protein. Bases 1 to 657 code for a protein of 218 amino acids. Gene Ontology annotation, cellular component: nucleosome. The record is from RefSeq and is a predicted model, not a curated record. Gene Ontology annotation, molecular function: DNA binding; structural constituent of chromatin. The transcript has 7 exons. Gene Ontology annotation, biological process: nucleosome assembly. Lineage: Eukaryota; Fungi; Ascomycota; Eurotiomycetes; Eurotiales; Aspergillaceae.
AUGCCUCCCAAGAAAGCUACCGCCGCCGCCAAGAAGGCUGCUCCUGCUGCCCACACCUCCUACCGUGAUAUGAUCAAGGAUGCUAUUGUGAACCUGAAAGAGCGCAAUGGUUCCAGCCGCCAGGCCAUUAAGAAGUAUGUGUCGGCGAACAACAAAAUCACUUUUGCGUCCCAGAGUGCCUUUGAUGCCCAGUUCAACAAGGCUAUCAAGUCUGGUGUCGAGAAGGGCGAGUUCACCCAGCCCAAGGGCCCCUCUGGACCUCUGAAGCUGGCAAAAAAGGAAGCCAAGCCUGCCGCUAAGCCUGCUGCUAAGCCCGCUACUAAGCCUGCCGCUAAGCCCGCUGCGAAGGCUACUAAGGCUGCUCCCAAGAAGGCUGCUCCCAAGGCCGCUGCUGCCAAGAAGGCCGCUCCAAAGAAGGCUGCUACCACCAAGGUUACCAAGACCACUGCUAAGAAGCCUGUUGCCAAGAAGGCUGCUGCUAAGCCCAAGGCUAACUCUGGCAAGGCUCGCAAGACCAAGACCCCUUCCACUGCCGCUCCCGCAAUUGUUGAGCAACCCAAGAUCCUCGGCAAGACCAAGUCCGGUCGCAUCACCAAGUCCACCAAUGCGCCGCCGCCAACCAAGGCUCCCGCUAAGAAGCGCGCGGGCAAGAAAUAG